Annulohypoxylon truncatum is the source of this 1092-nucleotide messenger RNA. RefSeq names its product carbohydrate phosphatase. Lineage: Eukaryota; Fungi; Ascomycota; Sordariomycetes; Xylariales; Hypoxylaceae. Gene Ontology annotation, biological process: sulfate assimilation. The coding region runs from base 1 to 1092 and encodes 363 amino acids. The transcript has a single exon. Gene Ontology annotation, molecular function: 3'(2'),5'-bisphosphate nucleotidase activity. The record is from RefSeq and is a predicted model, not a curated record.
AUGGAUAGUCCCUAUUCCAAAGAGUUGCAAGUCGCAAUUGGAGCCAUUCAAUCAGCGGCCAAACUGAGCCAAGCGGUAAUCUCAAACGAAGACAAGGGGACGAUCGAGAAAGACGAUCUAAGCCCCGUCACCGUAGCCGAUUUCGCCAUCCAAGCUCUUCUAACCGCCACUGUCCACGGCGCCUUUCCCAACGACAAGUUCGUCGGCGAAGAAUCCGCAGCGGACUUGAGGGUCAACCCCGUCCUCCUGAAGCGCGUGUGGGAAUUGCUCCAGAGGCUGAAAGAUGAGGAAGCCGCGCAGCUUUGCAAAUUGCCGGGGUCGCCCGAGGAGAUGUGCGAGAUGAUCGAUUGGUGCGGUUUCGGCGAGCCCGGGGGGCCGCGGGCCGGAAGGGUCUGGGUUUUUGAUCCGAUUGACGGCACCCAGACCUUCGUCCAAGGCAAAGCAUACGCGAUCAACGUUGCGUUGCUGGAAGGCAACAAGCAAGUACUUAGCGUCGUGGGCUGUCCGACGCUGUCGUUCGAUGCUAGCGCUCCUGUCACGAACACCUCCUUGGACCCUACGGGACGCGGCUCUAUUGUUUUCGCCGCGAAGGGGUAUGGCACGUAUGUUCGCCCGCUAGUCGCAUCGCCGCCUCAAGAAGUGCAAGUUCGCAGGAUCGAGCCGGUCGCCGAAACGGAGUUACCCCUAACGCUACGGCCGGUAUCUUGCUACAACAUGUUAGAUUCAGGGGUUGACGACGUUCACCAAAUAAUUAUGCAGAGGCUUAAUAUCGAAACCCGAGGGUGCGAUCUCUUGGCUUGGGUUCUUCGAUGGGUGACUCUCGGAUUGGGACUAGCAACUAUGACCGUAUGGGUAUACAAGAAGCGGGAACGCACCGGGAAGAUAUGGGAUCAUGCUGGCGCCAUGCUCUUGUUCGAAGAAAUUGGAGGCCACAUCACGGACAUCGACGGCAAGCCCAUCGACUUGGGCGUGGGUAGGAAGAUGACCGCCAACCACGGCUUCGUCGCCGCGCCGAAAGCAAUGCACCCUCUGGUACUAAAGACCACUCAGGAAGUUAUUCGCGAGCAAGGAAAGGCACAUCUCCUCGCUUGA